Messenger RNA from Lytechinus variegatus (green sea urchin), 4375 nucleotides. It is a transcript of the gene gucy1a2, whose product is annotated as guanylate cyclase soluble subunit alpha-2-like. Lineage: Eukaryota; Metazoa; Echinodermata; Echinoidea; Temnopleuroida; Toxopneustidae. The transcript has 9 exons. Bases 1 to 2151 code for a protein of 716 amino acids. The record is from RefSeq and is a predicted model, not a curated record. Gene Ontology annotation, molecular function: heme binding; guanylate cyclase activity. Gene Ontology annotation, biological process: cGMP biosynthetic process; response to oxygen levels. Gene Ontology annotation, cellular component: guanylate cyclase complex, soluble.
AUGGCCUGUCCGAUGGGGUUUUCAUCGCCGCCGCCGCCACCGAGCGCGGCCCGCGACCACGACUCGUCGCCCACAGGGAAAUCGUCGAGUUCCAGUCAUUCUCCUACAUCUCCUGAGCCAUCUCCUCAUCGAUCGGGGUCGACGACGUCCUGUACGGCGUUGGGAGAAGAAAAUGAAUGUAACGGAGCAGGAGCAAAGAGAAAGCUUGAUUUGAAGGGUUUGUGCCAAGGUCUGGCCUCCAUAGUCUUCCCAUCGGUUGGUAUCGUAUCUCUCACCUUCCGUCGUGUCUUCUCAACUUUUGGUCAAGAUGACAUCAUCGAUGAUUUUUUGGAUAAUGAGGGACUGGAUAGUAAGUUUUCAACCGAAUCAUUAGCAAACUACUACGACUCCAGACCGAACUCAUGUCUAGAAGAUCUCUUAAUUCAUGUCACUACCAAAGGUGCCAAGAUUUUAGGUUUAGAGUACACAGUAUUUAUGGAGCGGUUCGGAGAGGAGUUUUUCUGUCUGUGUUUCGAGCAAUAUGGCACAUUUCUACAAGCUUUAGGCGGGUCCCUAGUCGAAUUCUAUAGCAACAUUGAUGGCCUUCAGCAGCAUAUCGCUUCGUUGAAACUCACCAAUAAUCACAGGCCACCAUCAUUUCGCUGCUCCACGAGGGACGACGAACGACACAUUCUACUUCACAUGUACACGGAGAGCACGUGCAUCUCGCAAAGCAUGGCGGGACAGAUCAAAAUGGCGUCCAUUCUUUUGUUCAAUUCUUUUGUCGAUGUCCAAAUGGGUGAACGUGUGGGGAACCAUUCAGUGUACAUAAUCCAACCUCUCCUAGACGAAGUGCAUCCAUCAUGUGACAAGAACAGACUUGGACAUCCUAUCCAGUCAAUUUCUACCUUGUCGACCAGGAGAAAAGAUGCCAAACUUUCGGUGAACACAUUUAGCUCAGCCUUUCCUUUCCAUGUCAUGUUCAAUAGGCAGUUGCUGAUCAAGCAGCUUGGUGAUACGAUUGUGAGGAUGAUGGCCCAAGCAUUGGCCGCGGAUGGGCUCAAUUUUAACUCUUACUUCAAGGUGCUGUCUCCGCCAAUGGAACGGGUCACAUUUGAGAAUAUUCUAGCAAACAUUAAUUUGUGUUAUGUAAUCGCUACCACCUGUGUUCUGUCCGGACUGUCAAGCACAGAAAGCAAGUAUUCGUCGAUAGAGGUUACCGGUCAGAUGAUCUAUGUCCCAGAAAGCGACUGCAUUCUGUUCCUCGGUUCCCCCAGGGUUGGUAAGCUGGAGGAGCUGACAGGGCGAGGUCUUUACCUAGCUGAUAUCCCUAUCCAUGAUGCCACCAGGGAUCUCAUCCUGGUAGGCGAGGAAAGCAGGGCUCAGGACGGUCUCAAGAAACGGAUGGACAAGCUGAAGUCACAGGUGGAGGAGGCAAGCGGCAACCUGGACUCAGAGAGGCAGAAGAACGUCGAUCUCCUGAACCUGAUCUUCCCCGAGGCUGUUGCCAAGAAGCUUUGGAGGGGUGAACCCGUCCCUGCUCAGACCAUCGAAGGGGUGUCCAUGUUGUUCUCCGAUAUUGUUGGCUUCACUGCUAUCUGCUCAACUGCGACACCCUUCAUGGUUGUCAACAUGCUUAACUCUCUGUACACCGAGUUUGAUUCUUUCUGUGGGAUCUUAGAUGUCUAUAAGGUGGAAACGAUUGGUGACGCGUACUGCGUAGCUUCGGGUCUUCACAAAUCUUCCAAUACGCAUGCGCAAUUAGCAGCUAAGAUGGCGAUCAAAAUGAUGGAGGCUGCCGCCGCCGUCAAGUCACAUCAAGGCAACGCACUGAGGAUGCGUAUAGGCCUGCACACGGGGGAAAUUGUGGCGGGAAUCGUCGGUCAGAAAAUGCCCAGGUAUUGCCUGUUUGGUAACAACGUCACCCUAGCUAACAAAAUGGAGUCACACAGCGAAGCACUCAAAAUCAACGUUAGCCCAACCACCCACGUUCUUCUCGCUGAAACCGGAGUUUAUCAUUUCGAGGAACGAGCCCGAGACACACUUCCCGCCGCCUUCCCUGCUAACAUCCCCGGCAACCCUUACUUUCUCUAUGGCUACGACACCAACCCCGAUGACCCCGUGGACGUAGAACUCUUCGGAGACAAGAAGCACGUCGAGAUACCUACGUAAUAAAGAAGAAAUCUGCGCAAUCCCUUCUCCUUUUCGCGAUUUGAUAUCAUCAGGACGAGGUAGAUCCUGGGUUCCGUAACACAAAGGUUAGCCAUCAAUCGCCAAAUGACAUUGGCCAAUCAAGGUUGGCCAUGCAUGCGUAUUUUAUUCAAAACGCUGACCAGGUACCAAUCAGAAGUAUUCUUUCAUACCUGUUAUAAAUCGCCAACCUUUUUCGUUACGGACCCUAAUCAACUGCGAGGUUUUAAUCUGACAUUUCUUUCUUAUUGCAUGCAUUCGAAUUAGACGACUGCAGGUGCGCUCCCGAACUUUCUCAAGUUGUGUCCUAUUGUUUUAGAUUCAGGCCUAUGUAGCACACACAAACACAAUGGCUGAUUUGAUACUCCGUUGGGUGGUGGGCCGACCUCAUGUGGCGUUAAAGCUACUAAGAAUUAUACGAUUGAUCGUAUAGGAUCCUUUGGCAAACCAUGCACAAAGAUUGAUUGCAAUAGAAAUGAUGUCUUCUUAUGCUACAUAGGCCUACAUGUCCAACAGAUGCAGGGGGAACCGUGACACGACUUUUGCUUCUUUGACAUUUGCUCCGGGCUUGAUAUCUCAGACGGCAUAAGGAAUAUUGUAAGGAUAAGGUUUUAUUUAGUUUUGGGGGCUAGAUUUUUUGUUGGCUUAACGUGCAGAAUUUCCAUCGGAGCCGUCGUCGCCGGAGUAAAUGUCAUGGAACAGGAGAAACAUCCCCUACCCUCCAACCCCACACUUGACCCAUUGGUCUCCACAAACCGUACCAUGUGGUAUGUCAUGUCCCGUUCUUGUGCCCCCUUUUUUAUUGGGGGAGGGGUCGUUCUAAAAUCUUGGAUCCGCCACCUGAACAUAUAUGACAAAAGCUGUAAAAGUUGUAACCACGACGACAAACCUCAUUGAAACUUAUCUAAAUUCCAUACUGCUCCCAAGACUUCAAAAGUUCAUUUUGAAUUUGACUUGAUGAUUAAGAUUGACAUCGUCUUAUAAAAAGUGAAAAACAAGUAGCAUAAAAUAUGUGGGCUUCUCCAUUAAUAUGGCGUUAAAAAAAUGUACACCUUCGACAUCAUUACAUUUUGUUGAUUGUUGAUAUGAAAUCAAAUAAAAUUAUAUUGAGUGAAUGGGUUGUCAGAUUAAAAUUUGGUUAUGGUGGUUAAUGUAAAAUAGACUAGAAUGUGUUCUUAUUGAUGAUGAAAUCUUGAUGAUGAUGAAGGGAACGUAGUUUGUUUUGUCUCCCACCAAUUAUUUGAACCUAAUAUUUUCCCACUGAUUAAAAACAUGAUAGAGUUUAUACAUGAGAGAUUCUUUUUCAGAUGAGUGUGUUUAUGACGUGAUCUUCAUGACGCAAUGAAAAGAAUAUUUUGAUUUUAGAAUUUCGAAAGACGGAAUGUAUUUCUCUUUAGAAUUUGUGUGAGUUAUACGAUGAGAGGGCUUGUAAAUCAAUAUGUAAAACAUGGAUAAGACCGUCCAGUCACAUUCGCUCAUUCAAUGCAUACAUGUCUAUUGGCGACGCGACCUCAUUGAGCCCCUAAGUGGCAGGUGAUGUGGGCGGAGCCAGGCCUAGCCAAUCUCGGAUUCUUAUCUCAUGCGCAUGCUCGGUAAUUCAAACUCAGAUUGCGUCAUCGGCAGAAGUCUGAGAGACUCAUAGAGUAUACAUGUAUAUCUCUAUGGAGAGACUAUGUUAUCAAUUUUAAGAACUCAUUACUCUGCGGACGAUGUAUUUCUCUUGAGGGGUCUGAAAGUGUUGAGUAUUAUAAAUGCAAUAAAAGUGUUUUAGGACUUGUGUGUAUGCAUUUCAUAAAGAGAUCUGAUGAGUAACAUUUACCAUGUGUUCAAUCUGUAAUGUGAUCAUCACUGUUGUAUGCUGAAUGAUCUUUUUUUGUUCAUGAUGAAAAAAUAAAAUGUUUAAACGGAUCAAUAAUAAUGAGAGAAACUGUUUUACGGGAAAUAAUUUUUCUGUUUCUACGUGUGUAGCUCUCAUACCAUACUGGCAUAUCAUUAGUAACAGCAGGAGGGCAUACAGUUACGGGUAUUUUGGAACCUGGCGAGUGUUUUAUAAAGCUGUUUGCAAGUUACGAGUGACUGUGCUCACGACUGGUGACCCUUUCUCGUGGUAAAUCAUAUAUCCCUUUGGAGCUGACUUAGCACCUAAGAACAUGUUCCAGUCGUGCGUAAAUAUUACGAACAGCUUUAUAAAGGCGACCGCACACCU